UUGUGUUGGGGUGAUUACGUGUAGCUCACUGACUAGCAGCAGCAGCUAGCUUGUCAGACGAGAUAGUACCCAGCGAGUUCACAUCGACUGCCACAACCAUAGCGGUUCCUUAACUGUAUGUAGAAAAAGGGCGAAUGUACAGUCACCGAGCACCUAACAACUCCACGAACUGAUAUUUUAUCGAAGUUAAAACGAUGUAGCAGAAUGGAAUCACCAGUACAGACUUGUUUUGAGUGGAACUGCAGAAGGAAGUGGCUCUGUUGCAGCCCUCAGAACCAGGAGCCGUAAAACCCGAGGUCACGCGAGGUUACUUACUCUCAAGAAACUGGAAGUUGCACUCUAAACGAGACACUGAAAGGACAGUAAUGUUCGCCAAGUUGAAGAAGAAGAUCGCAGAAGAGGCGGCCACAGCACCUCGCAGUGGUGUCCGUAUACCGCGUACCAUCAGCAAGGAAUCCAUCACCUCAGUGGGGGCAGACUCAGGGGAUGACUUUGCAUCUGAUGGCAGCAGUUCCAGAGAUGACCUGCCCGCCCAGCUCCUCAGAAGGAAUGAUCAGAUCCGGAAGCUGGAGGCCAAGCUGUCGGACUACGCUGAGCAGCUACGAAUUAUGCAGAAGACCAAGGACAAGCUUGAAAUUGCGUUAGAAAAGCAUCAGGAUUCAUCCAUAAAGAAACUUCAAGACCAGAAUGAGUCUCACCAGGCCAGCAGAACCAAAAUGGCAGAGGGGAUGGCUUUAGCACUGGAGAAGAAGGAUCAGGAAUGCGUGGAGAAGAUGGCUGUUGUGGAAAAGGAGAAGGCUGCCCUGUCAGCCCGGCUAGAGGAGAUGAUGGAGCAAAGCUUAGCACUCUUCCAAAAAAGGGAUGACCUGGAUGAACUGGAGGGCUUUCAGCAGCAGGAGCUGGCUAAAGUUAAACACAUGUUGCUGAAGAAGGAGGAGCUGCUGAGCCAGCAGGAUCGGGAGCUCCAGCAGAAGGAAGCUGAAGUUCAGUCGGCAAAGCGAGGGUUGUCGGAGACUCGGGGGAAACUCCAGGCACUGCAACGGCAACACGAGGAGAGCUGCAGGCUCAACUCUGAGUUUGAAAUAGAGCGGUAA
Molecule: messenger RNA, 1094 nt
Organism: Morone saxatilis (striped sea-bass)
Lineage: Eukaryota; Metazoa; Chordata; Actinopteri; Moronidae
Product: golgin subfamily A member 1-like
Exons: 8
Coding region: 366-1094 (242 amino acids)
Cellular component (GO): Golgi apparatus
Source: RefSeq, a predicted model, not a curated record